Molecule: messenger RNA, 921 nt
Organism: Kluyveromyces lactis
Lineage: Eukaryota; Fungi; Ascomycota; Saccharomycetes; Saccharomycetales; Saccharomycetaceae
Exons: 1
Coding region: 1-921 (306 amino acids)
Biological process (GO): Golgi organization; protein secretion
Cellular component (GO): Golgi apparatus
Source: RefSeq, a predicted model, not a curated record
AUGUGUAUUUUAUUUGCGACUAGAGCUCAUCCAGAUUAUAAGCUCAUACUGCUAUCGAAUCGUGAUGAAUUCUUUGAACGGAAGACACACGCUACUUGCUGGAAUCAUGAUGGUUUUAUAUUAUCUCCAUAUGACAUGGCUAUAGAGAAGAAGGGUCAAGGCUAUGGUACGUGGCUAGGGAUUAAUCGACGCGGAAGAAUAGCUGUCAUAUUAAAUUUGAAGAUCGAUUCACCACUGGAUUCUGAAUCUGUAUUGGUGAAUGGAGAACCAAGAUCAAGAGGUAUAGUUCCCUUGCAGUUUUUGCAACAAGAAGAUAACGCACCUUUUGAUAAUUGGGACUCUUGGGAAAAAUUCAAUGGUCAGCAUGGGAACUUGAGACGAACUGGCCCGUUCACGUUGUUUUAUGGCGAUGCGAAGUCGGACGAGUAUAACGUAAUCGACUACUUAAAGCAUUCCACUAAUCCGUUUGAAAAGAUGGAGCAUAUGGUGAUAUCCAACGACAUUUUCCACUGUGCUGUAGGUGAACACACAAGUAGAUGGAAUAAGACGGAAUAUGGGUACGUUUUACUUGAUGCGUUGGCGAAAAAUACUACGGGCAUUGCCAAGGAAGAACUAUUGCAGAAAUGUUUUGAACUUUUAUCAAACCAUACGUUUAAUGAGGGCGAAGAUGUGGAUUCUGUGACGACUUCCAGUAUUUAUGUACCGCCUUUAAGAAUUACUAAAGGUGCAGACGCUAUUGGAACUUCAUUGCCAAUAGGCGAUUACUAUGGAACUAGAUCCCAGAUUGUCAUACUUGUCGACAAAGAUAACAGAGUUACGUACGAGGAGCAUGUGAUUUAUGAAAGUGAUGAGGAUUGUGAAACAUACUCUUUCAUGGAUCCAAAAGAGGUAAUUCAGUUCCAGUUCAAUAUGGAAAGCUGA